GCACGUGCAGUUCUUUGGGGUAUUUAAAAGUGUGGAAUGUUGUCUAGAGAAAAUACCACUUUGACCACAGCGGUGCGGGGGCUGGGCAGAUGGAUUGGCCACUUUGACGCUUUUGAUAAUUUUACUUUCAUCAAAUCAAAUUAAAUCAGUGAGUAAGAGGUCUCUCAAUCACUAAUCUCAGAUAAAUUGUCUCCCUGUCUGCUUGUUUACUGAGUUUUUCUCUCUGGGAUGAAAAAGCUAUCGCCUUGAAAGGAGGUUUAAUACUCUCUCAGGACUGGAAACUGAAGUUUUUCAGUUGUGACUCUGUCCCACUGAGGGACCUGCUCACUCUGCUCCACAGAGAGCACAGCAUUACCACUGAUCUCAAGCUGAAGACUUUAAGAAGGAUACGUCUUAUACCCUAAAGAAUUUCAGAGGACAUUUUUUCUCCCUCAAGAGCAGAGGGACAUUUUUAUAAAGAAUGGGUGACUAUGAUGAAGACACUGCAUUUCUUGGACAGACAGGUCCUUACUUCUGGACCACAUUCUUCCUUCUGAACACAGUUUUUGUAUCAACUGGAUUCAACGGACUUUACAUAGUCUUUGUUGGGGCAGCUCCGAAACAUCACUGUCUCAUUCCAGACGUCAACCUGACCGAGGAGUGGAGAAAUGCCAUCAUUCCCGUCACGAUAGUGGAUGGUGAAGCGGUGCAGAGCCAGUGCAACAGAUACAAGCUGGAUGUGGUUAGAAAUCUUUCUGCUGAGGGGUACAUUCCUGGAAGGGAUGUCAACCUCAGUAACCUGGAGCGGGAGGGAUGUUUAGACGGAUGGAACUACAGUAAAGAAAUCUACCAAUCCAACAUAGUCACUGAGUGGGACCUUGUUUGUGACAACCAGUGGAAAGUUCCUUUUGCAUCCUCGAGUCUCUUUGUGGGAUACCUUGUUGGAUCCCUAAUCUCAGGCCAGCUUUCUGACAGGUUUGGGAGGAAGAAGGUUGUUUUCAUCUCUCUUGGGGCCCAAUGUGUCUCAGUCGUGCUUCAGUCCUUCUCUCAUUCAUGGAGGAUGUUCUGUAUCAUGUUCCUCUUCGUUGGAGCCUCCCAGAUUUCCAUCUAUAUUUCUGCAUUUGUACUAGGAACAGAGUUAUUGAGUAAAACCAUGCGUGUGCUCUUCACAACUCUUGGGGCCUUCCUUUUCUACUGCAUCGGGUACAUGACACUACCUUGGAUUGCAUAUGGCAUCAGAGAAUGGAGGACUCUUCUUGCUGUUCUGUCCGCAACGUCUGUGGUCUACAUCCCACUGUGGUGGUUCAUCCCAGAGUCUCCUCGGUGGCUGAUCACACAGGGAAGAGUGACAGAGGCCGAGGUCAUAGUGAGAGAGGCUGCGAGGAAAAAUAAAGUUGAGGCACCGCCUGUAAUCUUUAAAGAAUCCGAGCUACAGACAAUGUCUCCAAGCAGGACAUAUACCAUGCUUGAUAUUCUGAGGUCUAAGAACAUCAGAUGCAUCACACUAAUGUGUCUUGUUUUGUGGAUGGCAAUAAACAUUGGAUAUUUCGGUUUAUCCCUGAACACCUCCAACCUUAGUGGCAAUCCCUUCAUGAACUGUUUUUUAUCAGCUACUACUGAGGUUCCUGCCUAUGUUGUGUCGACAUGGCUCCUGAAGAAAUGUCCAAGAAGAGCACUUCUGUCAUCGUUCCUCGUCAUUGGGGGAGGAGUUCUGCUGCUCAUCCAGUUCAUCCCUGAUACCCUUCAGUAUGUUGCUCUGGCACUGGAAAUGACUGGGAAGUUUGGCUUCACCAUGGCGUUCAGCAUCGUCUACAUCUACACAGCUGAGAUCUACCCCACUGUGUUAAGGAACGUCGGCAUGGGAAUGUGCUCCUCUGCUGCACGCAUUGGCAGUAUCACAGCUCCUUAUGUCAUCUAUUUGGGUACUUAUAAUAAGGUUCUGCCUUAUAUUCUCAUGGGAAGUCUCACAAUUGCUUCCUCUGUGGUGAACUUCUUCCUUCCGGAGACCCUCAAUAAAGAUCUUCCAGAAACAGUGGAGCAGAUGCAAGAAUGUCAGGGGUUGUGCAGUGGAGCCAAAAAGAAGAAAUAUGUUGAAAAUGGAGGAAGUGUCAAUCCACCUAUACAAUGUGAGGCCAAAUCUGAUGUGUAAAGUCUUACUCUGUAGUUCCCUUGAUAGCCUUGCUUCACUUUUAAGAAACAAAGAAAGACAGAAAGCAAGAGGAAAAAAGGAAGAAGAGAACUUUCUCUUUUUUGAAAGUAAAAUCUGAAAAUGAAAUCCCAAACAUACAUUGGGAUACAGUGGGAUCCAAAAUUCUGAGUCCACUGCCAAGAACCUUUGGUUUUUUACCCUUUAUUAAAAACUUUUUUUUUUACUAAGUUGAUGCCUGCUAAUUAAAUUUUUCUAGAAAUGUUGCAAAUACAUUUUUUUAGAACUUACAUUUUUGUAUGAAAUUGAAAUAUUGGUCUCUAAUUGUUGUCACACAUACAUUCAAUUAAAAUAUGAACAUAUAAACCCUCCUGAUAAACAGUCUGAGUUGUUUUUGUCUUCUAAAAACAUCCUUAAUUAAUGUGGUUCUCUAUUUGUUAUCAGUGUUGCUGCAGUGAAGCAUUUCAUGGGCAAACUGCUGUUUUAACUGAAAGUCUCUAUGGGUGAAAUAGCACCUAAUGGCAGAGAAGCACUGUUUAAACUAUUUUUUCACCAAACAAGAUGAAACAUUUACAACAAUUUACCUCAUGUAAACCAGGAGAAAUAUACAAACUAUAUCCAAAUAUAAAACUACAGUUGGUAUCCUAGCAUGGUGAGUCAACCACGCAUUGACAAAGAGCAUCCCCCUGUUCUGCAGAGGAAUGGCUAGAAGAGGGCUAAUUUCCUAGCUGUGUUUCUUAAACAAUGAUGUGAUGUUGUUAUAUCAGUCCAAAGACUCCUUGGUCACCUCAACCCUGCUGAACAGGUUCUGAAGAUUUUCCUACAGAUUCAAUUUCUAUAACAAAAAUGUUUAAUCAGUGCCUGACAGAGUGGACAAUGUGAUUGUAUUAAACUAUUUUUUUAUUAUUAUUAUUAUUUUACUUAUACUGGUUAAAUGUAG
Messenger RNA from Thunnus maccoyii (southern bluefin tuna), 3065 nucleotides. RefSeq names its product solute carrier family 22 member 5 (gene slc22a5). Gene Ontology annotation, molecular function: transmembrane transporter activity. Gene Ontology annotation, cellular component: membrane. Bases 461 to 2128 code for a protein of 555 amino acids. Lineage: Eukaryota; Metazoa; Chordata; Actinopteri; Scombriformes; Scombridae. The record is from RefSeq and is a predicted model, not a curated record. Gene Ontology annotation, biological process: transmembrane transport. The transcript has 10 exons.